Histoplasma capsulatum G186AR is the source of this 1653-nucleotide messenger RNA. Its product is annotated as sterigmatocystin biosynthesis P450 monooxygenase StcS. Bases 1 to 1653 code for a protein of 550 amino acids. NCBI's taxonomy places the organism in Eukaryota, Fungi, Ascomycota, Eurotiomycetes, Onygenales, Ajellomycetaceae. The record is from RefSeq and is a predicted model, not a curated record. The transcript is spliced from 4 exons. Gene Ontology annotation, molecular function: heme binding; monooxygenase activity; iron ion binding.
AUGGCUAUCGCGUAUGGGACGCCCAAGCUCGUGGCUGCAACCGUGCUUGCGGUGAUCACAGCAUCGCUGGUGCAUUUCCUAGCGCGGGGAAUCGCGGCCCGGCGCAGGUUCUACAAAAUGAAGGCCAGCGGGAUUCCCAUCAUCGAGCCUUAUUCACCCUUCCUUGGCCAUCUCCCAUUGUUAAGGAGCUUGAAGGAAGGAUUGCCACAAGACGCUCAUCGCGUGUACACGUCGAUCAAGAUCGUGCAAAACUGGCAGAAAUACUUCCCCGGUGCGGAAAAAUGCCCACCAUUGAUCUAUAUGGAUGUGUGGCCAUUCAUGGCGCAGCCCAUCAUCAUGGUUAUCGACCCUGAGCUCUGCUCCCAACUUACGCAAGAAACACCGCAACCGAGACACCCUAUAUUCGGAUGGGCGCUGACCCCAGUGACGGAUGGCAUCGAUUUGAUAUCGAUGAACAUGCCUGAUCAUAAAGUAUGGCGCUCUCGGUUGAACCCGGGAUUUUCGUCUCGGAACAUCAUCCAAAACAUGCCCGCCGCCCUGGAGGAGGUUGCCAUAUAUGCGCAGAAAUUGAAAGACACUGCGGAUGCAGGAAGUCAUGAAUGGGGCAAAAUUGACCUUCAUCCCCAUGAGCAAACAGCUGGUCCUGGACCGCUGCUUAAUGCUUUGAGAAAUUUGAUUUCUUGUGUUAAAUUAAAGAAUGUCAAGACCAGGCUGGAACGGCUUACUCCGGAGUUUAAGAGCUUUGUAUCGCAAAAUGCAGCGACUAUGCGAGAUAUCCUGUUGCCGCAGAUUCAGUUGCGCUUCAGCGACACUCUCGACUCGAAGAAUCAGAAAACCGUUAUCGACCUUGCUAUCAAAGACUUCAAAAAAAGUGGGCAGCAGCCAACACCCGAGUUUAUCAACAUUCUCACCAGCAAUCUGAAAGCGUUCUUGUUUGCUGGUCAUGACACCACGGCUCAAACUAUUCCAAAAUCCCUCACCUCCAAGAACUUGACUUCUAACUACGAUCUUAGUUGCUGGAUAUUCUACGAAAUUAACAAAAGUCCCGACAUCCUGCAAAGGCUGCGCAAAGAGCACGAUGACGUACUAGGCCCUGACCCAAAGAUGGCAUAUCAGGUCUUGCAGCAGAGCCCACACAAAGCAAACGAACUACGCUACACGGCCGCAGUCAUCAAGGAAACGCUCCGAAUCCAUACCCUGGCUAAUACAUUCCGACAGGGCAGCCCCGACUUCAACUUCUCUCUUGACGGCAUGCUGUACCCCACCUACGAUUGUAUGAUCCAAACAGCCCCGACAAUAACUCACAUUCACCCAGAUUUCUGGCCUCGCCCGACAGAAUUUAUCCCAGACCGGUUCCUGGUUCCGGAGGAUAAUGCGCUGUAUCCUGUGAAGAACGCGUGGCGGCCCUUCGAGCUGGGAAACACCAAGUGCAUUGGCCAGGAGCUAGCCAUGUUGGAAAUGAAGCUCGUGUUGGUAUUUACUGUCCGUGAGCUGGACUUUGAUUUUAACUACGAGCAGUGGGAUGUGGUGCAGAAGAAGGACACGACAAGCGUGGCUGCAGACACUGUUAAUGGCGAGCGCGCGUACAGGUGUGGCGAGGGCAUUGGAGCUAUUAAAGACGAUUUACCGGUGAGGGUGAGGUUUAGAAGAUAA